AUGAAGGUACGGAAUUCUACAAAAAAUGGGCCCAAAAAUAUAUCGGUAUUUCUCCGCGUCCGGCCUCCUACAUCCAAUGAGGAAGGUCAUUCCUUUGACAACAUCGCUUAUGAUCCUACCGACGGUCGUGUGAUCAACGUAAAACGUAUAACUUCUGGUAAUCCUAUUCAAAAGAAAUACCUUUUUAAUUGUGUUUUCAAACCCAAAACGACGCAAAAAGAAGUCUACGAUGUUUUUGCUAAAAACGCUGUGGAUGCUGCGUUUGAUGGACUGCAUGGGGUGCUCUUUGUAUAUGGUCAAACCGGCUCCGGUAAAACGUUCACCAUUAGCAAUGAUGACGGUAAAGUUGAAAAUCUUGGGAUGCUCCAGCGAUCUUUAAAAGAUGUGUGGAAUCGCAUCGCAUUGGACAAAGAUCACGACUACAGUUGUAUGCUCAGCUACGUCCAACUGCACAAUGAAAUACUAACAGACAUUUUAGAUAAGGAUCAAAGUCGUGUGCGCAUUCAAAUGGGCCCGGAAGGGGCCGGGGAUGUCAUUUUGGUGAAGGAAACUACGGGACUGCCGAUUGAAAAGCCCGUCAAAAACUACGAGGAAACGAUGCAGUUGUUUGAAUUGGGGAUGAGCCGGCGGGAGAUCGCGAGCACCUCGAUGAAUCAAAUGAGUUCCCGCUCACACACAAUCUUAAACUUUCUCAUAAAUAAAUCGCAGCGAACGAAGGCGGUCGCGGUGAAAAAUGAAAGUGAAUUGGGGGAGGAUUCGCGCCCGUCGUGUGUCGCGCUCGAAGGACGUUUGAUUUUCUGCGAUCUCGCCGGGAGUGAGCGGCUCAGCAAAUCCCACGCCGAUGGUAAAAAUCUCGUCGAGACCACGCAUAUUAAUGGCAGUCUUUUGGUGCUGGGAAAGGUAGUCCACGCGCUGACAGAAAAACUACAACAUGCGCCGUUCCGGGAAUCCAAGUUAACCCGCAUUCUUCAGUAUUCCCUAAUGGGAAAUGGCGACACCUCGAUUAUCGUCAACGUUAGCCCGUCCAACGAAAAUACGGAGGAAAGUUUAAGCGCGAUUCAGUUCGGCCAACGCGCAAUUCAAAUCAAACAGGACGCCCUUCGCCACGAAAUACUCGAUUAUAAGGCACUGUAUCUCCAGUUGAUGGCCGAGCUCGACGCGAAGAACGACAAAACCCUCGAAAGCGCGUUAAAAGAAGAGCGCGAGGUCUAUGAAUACCAAAUUUCAACCCUGAAGGAUCAGCUUUCCAUGUUAACUUCGGAAAAUGCGAUGCUGCGAGGGGAGAAUGCCACGCUUCGGUCCGGAUUACCGCCGGAAACGCUAAACGACACGUUAAAAUCGCUCGGGGAGAAAGACUGGAAGGAGGUGAUGACAAAGACGCGCGAGAUGAUCGCGAAUCGGGAUGAAAAGAUCCGCACGAUCGAUGAUGAGCGGAUGAAGUUGGCCCUGCUCUUUUCGAUUGAGCAGCGAAAGUGUUUUAAACUCGCGCAAAAAAUGCAAGCCACGAUCGAGCGCUACCAACACGCGUGUAGGGAAUUAACGAUUCAGGUGAACAAACUCCACGCCGAGCUGGCGGCGGUGAAGGGGACGGAUUACCUCAGCCUGAACGCGAAUAGCCAGGAAAGCCCCGCUUCCCCGGGAAGUAUUAACUCGGAGCAGAAUAGCUUUUUAGACGGGACGCAGGAGGACUUUGAAAAGCAAAAUCGAAAGCUCCAGGCCUACCGUGCGGAACGAAUUGAGCUUAUCGUUUACCAAUCAAAGGCCCAGAAAGCUAUACGGAUGCUGGUGGCCGAAAAUGACGCCUUGCGGCGAAAGUACGGGGUUAGUAAAGUGCGUGAUUCACCUUAA
Messenger RNA from Phytomonas sp. Hart1, 1848 nucleotides. The record is from the annotation of a GenBank genome assembly. Lineage: Eukaryota; Euglenozoa; Kinetoplastea; Trypanosomatida; Trypanosomatidae.